Molecule: messenger RNA, 1480 nt
Organism: Terrapene triunguis (Three-toed box turtle)
Lineage: Eukaryota; Metazoa; Chordata; Testudines; Emydidae
Product: plectin-like
Exons: 11
Biological process (GO): actin cytoskeleton organization
Cellular component (GO): cortical actin cytoskeleton; plasma membrane; cell projection
Molecular function (GO): actin filament binding
Source: RefSeq, a predicted model, not a curated record
UGUGGGGCUGGGUGGAUGGGAGCUCGCUGGCCUGACCCAUGUGAGGCUGGCACAAGGAGCCCCUGCUCUGUGCAGCUCCGCAGUUCCGCCGUGGGGGGAGGGGGUCUCUCUGCUUUGGCUGGGCUCCCCCUCGCUCCCAGAGGCCUGCUGGGCCGGGCUCUCCCUGUGGGCUGCACCUGGCCAAGCCGAGGGGCUCCAGGGCCACCGCCCAGAGUGGAGCGUCCAGUGUGGGGGGCCCAGGAUCCCUGCUGUGCUCAUGGCCCCAGGGCGGGGGCAGCUGGCGGGAGCACUGGCAGCAGGCCGGGCGUCCCCACGCUGUGCCUGGGGAGCUGAACGCCGGGUCUGCGCCACCUCUCUGCUCCUAACCCCCCUCUCUCUCUCUCCCUGCCCUCCCCUCCUGCGGCAGCACUGGCGAGCAGAGGCUCAGCGCCAUGUCAGCGACCUGUACGAGGACCUGCGGGAUGGCCACAACCUCAUCUCGCUGCUGGAGGUGCUCUCGGGGGACACGCUGCCGAGGGAGCGCGACGUGAUCAGGAGCUUGCGGUUGCCCCGCGAGAAGGGGCGAAUGCGCUUCCAUAAACUGCAGAAUGUGCAGAUUGCCCUGGAUUACCUGAAACACCGGCAGGUGAAGCUGGUGAACAUCCGCAACGAUGACAUUGCCGACGGCAACCCCAAGCUCACGCUGGGCCUCAUCUGGACCAUCAUCCUCCACUUCCAGAUCUCGGACAUCCAGGUGACCGGGCAGUCCGAGGACAUGACGGCCAAGGAGAAGCUGCUGCUGUGGUCACAGCGCAUGGUGGAGGGCUACCAGGGCCUGCGCUGUGACAACUUCACCACCAGCUGGCGGGACGGGCGUCUCUUUAACGCCAUCAUCCACCAUCACAAGCCCAUGCUCAUCGACAUGAACAAGGUGUAUCGCCAGACCAACCUGGAGAACCUGGACCAGGCCUUCACCGUGGCCGAGCGGGACUUGGGGGUGACGCGCCUGCUGGACCCUGAAGAUGUGGACGUGCCCCAGCCGGACGAGAAGUCCAUCAUCACCUACGUCUCAUCGCUGUACGACGUCAUGCCCCGCGUGCCUGACGUGUCAGUCGGCCUCAAGGCCAAUGAGCUGCAGCUGCGGUGGCAGGAGUAUCGCGAGGUGGUGACGGCACUGCUGCAGUGGAUUCGCAAUCACACCGUCAUCUUCGAGGAGCGCAAGGUGCCGGGCAGCUACGAGGAGAUCGAGCUCCUGUGGCGCCAGUUCCUGAAGUUCAAGGAAACCGAGCUCCCGGCCAAGGAGGCCGACAAGAACCGCUCCAGGGUCAUUUACCAGUCGCUGGAGGGCACGGUGCAGGCCGGGCAGCUGCAAGUGUCCCCCGGCUACCACCCCCUGGACGUGGAGAAGGAGUGGGGCAAACUGCACGUCGCCAUUCUGGAGCGCGAGAAGCUGCUUCGCGCUGAGUUCGAGAGGUCAGUGCUCAGGGGGAGGGAACGUGGG